UGGAGCAGUUGGCACUAGACGGCUCUGGCAGAUCAUGUGAUGGGAUCGAAGUGACCAGUCGACCUGUCAACCCCCUUCACCUGGAUUUCACACUUAAUUAACACAGGAUAGUGUAGCGUGCCACGAUGGCAUCCACCGAGUACUGGCUGAUCUCCGCCCCGGGGGACAAGACCUGCCAACAGACAUGGGAGAAGCUGAACAAUGUCGCGGCGGUCCAGAACCAGCUGAGUGUCAACCACAAGUUUCACCUUCCAGAUCUUAAGGUUGGCACAUUAGAUCAGCUGGUCGGCCUGAGUGACGACCUGGCCAAGCUCGACACCUACGUAGAGGCCGUGACCCGUAAGAUGGCCAGCUACCUGGGUGAAGUGCUUGAGGAUCAACGAGACAAACUACCCGAAAAUCUUCUUGCUAAUCAAAUGGACCUGGCCACGUACUUGACUAAAUUCCAGUGGGAGAUGGCCAAGUUCCCCAUCAAGCAGUCACUGAGGGGUAUUGUAGAUGCCAUCAACAACCAAGUCACCCAGAUUGAACAUGACCUCAAAUCCAAGUCCUCAAAUUACAACAACUUGAAGUCAAACCUGGCCAACAUGGAGAGGAAACAGACGGGAAGUCUUUUGACACGAAACCUGGGGGAAGUGGUGAAGAAGGAGGACUUUGUUCAAAACAGUGAAUACCUGGUUACUCUUCUGGUGGUGGUGCCUAAGAUGUACUACCCAGAUUGGCAGUCCAAAUAUGAACAUCUGUCGGACAUGGUUGUGCCGCGCUCCUCCCGCAUGAUCUUUGAGGACCACGACCACGGCCUCUUUACUGUCACGCUCUUCUCUAAGGUUGUGGACGAGUACAAGCUCCAUGCUCGCGAGAACAAAUUUGUCGUCCGAGAAUUCACCUACAAUGAGGAAGAGUUGACCGCUGGCAAGAACGAACUAUCUAAGCUGAUCAACGACAAGAAGCGGCAUUUUGGUCCUCUGGUACGCUGGUUAAAAGUCAACUUCAGUGAGUGCUUCAUCUGCUGGAUACACGUGAAGGCCAUACGAGUCUUUGUAGAGUCUGUCCUCAGAUAUGGGUUGCCAGUAAACUUCCAGGCAAUACUCGUUCACCCACACAAAAAGAGCAUGAAGAGGCUGCGGGACACACUGAACCAGCUGUAUGCCCACCUAGACUCUUCUGCAACAGGGGGAGCAGGAGAUACUGUGGACAUCCCAGGGCUGGGCUUCAACACUAGUGAAUAUUACCCUUAUGUCUACUUCAAGAUUAACACGGACAUGAUUGGUGAUCACAGGCCUUAAGGAACCACCAUUAGCCUCUGCUGUUGUUGAAUUGCCAAAAUUGUGGGAGUCUUGAAAAGAUGUUAUUUAAAAUUUAUGGUGUGGACUAGAUGCUAAUUUUUUAACUUGAAGUUUUUAAGAAUAUUUACAGAUGCAGAGAAUAAAAGAAAAAAAAUCAUAUAAAUUUAAAUGAUGUAGAUUGAAAGAAAAAUUAUUGGCUCAUAUUUUAUUUCUUCUAGUGGUGCACAAAGCCGAUGACUUCAUUCCUCAUUUACCGUAGGUGUACAAGUUGUGAAAGAUUCCCUGUUUAGAGACAGUUGUUUUAUUUAUUGGUACUGUGGUCAGAAGAAUGUAAUAUAUUUCCUUUGUACAUUAUAAUGAUUUAAUCUAGUGGUCAGAAUACCUAAUGUACCUUUGGGUUUGAGGCGACAUUCCCCCCCCCUUUUCAUUCCAGCGUUUAUAAGACGGUGAUAAUAAUUGUUACUUGUACAUUAGUUUCUUAGUGAGAUGUGUUCAGCCCACAUCCUGACACCUUUACCAAUACAUACUCAAUUUUUGAUGUGCAUUUGACUCGGAGAAUGAGAUAUUUAUAUAUUUUCUAUCCUAUCCGGAACAAAUUUAUUUUACACUUUGCUAUUAUUAUUACUGUUUCAUCUAUCUUGCCUUAAGUUAUUUAUUGAUGUAAUUAUUUUUUAAAGUCCAGUGAAGCAACAACAUUUCAAGGUAGCUUCAUUGAUUGACCAGUAGAUAUCUAGUUCUUGUUGAUGUCACUUCUCAAGAUGUGUAUAAUAACACUGUUGGACGAGCCUAAUGUUGAUCCCCCCCCCUUCCUAAUGACCACAAUGCAUACUUGAAAAUUGGGUUGAUAUAAGAUAGAACUCUCUGAAUAGUGUAUGGUGUAAAGCUAGAUUAUUGUCUGUGUGUAUAUUUUAUGUAAAUUAACAAAAACUCGUGGUGUAAUAAAUAUUUCCUGUUGGGUGGUUGACUGAUGUACAGAUUGGUAUAUACAGUAUACUUUACAUGUGAAUAAAGAGUACAUAAUA
Homarus americanus (American lobster) is the source of this 2308-nucleotide messenger RNA. It is a transcript of the gene Vha44, whose product is annotated as V-type proton ATPase subunit C-like. NCBI's taxonomy places the organism in Eukaryota, Metazoa, Arthropoda, Malacostraca, Decapoda, Nephropidae. The transcript has 10 exons. Gene Ontology annotation, cellular component: vacuolar proton-transporting V-type ATPase, V1 domain; lysosomal membrane. The record is from RefSeq and is a predicted model, not a curated record. Gene Ontology annotation, biological process: proton transmembrane transport. Gene Ontology annotation, molecular function: proton-transporting ATPase activity, rotational mechanism. Bases 126 to 1286 code for a protein of 386 amino acids.